UCAACGCUUUGCGCGACUCCAAUUUUUUUUCUCUCAUUUCAAAAAAUCGUUAGCUAAUGCUAUUGUGUGUUAUGCCGAUGAACAAAUAAUCUCUGGGAGUUAUUCCAGUGUUUCGCGCGAAUUGCGAGAGGUGCCGGGUUCACUUCCGAAGAAAAUAAUUGAUUCAUCAUGUUGGCAAAAACUCCAAAUAAAUUAAGAUGAGAUUUUCGUGUUUCCCGAGGGCUAGUAUCCUCGGUCAGAGGGGGAGUAUCAACCUCACCCCUCUGCCUGGGAACGAGGAGAAUGGCAGUAUCACCGGUAUCAGCAUUAUCAGUAAUGGAAAUAGCAGAGAGCCAAUACCCAUGAGCUACAAACGUCAUGGAGACGAUAUCAAUGGCACGCUGAGCCAUUGCUCGAGCACCAACACGCUCAAUGGAUCGGCCACACUCCCAAAAGGCUACACAGUCUUCAGAAAUGAUAACGGAAAUCGUAUCGAGAGAUCGGAGACCGUUGAAUCGAACUUAUCGUUUGAGGUCACUAAAAUCCCCAGGGGUGGGGUAAUUGGAAGGACGCCAACACCACCCUCUGCACCUACUCCUGUUUACGAUAAAGAUAUACGAUCAAGGGAGCUGAUUAAACGUGCAAUACUGGAGAAUGAGUUCUUGGGAAAUCUUGAGGAACCGCAGGUGGAGGCUCUGGUGUCUGCCAUGUACCCCAAGAACAUUCCACCGAGUUAUUUAGUCAUUCACGAAGGCGAUAUUGGAUCACAUCUGUACGUAUCUGCUGAAGGUGAGUUCGAUAUAUACGAAGGAAAUAAAUUCGCCAAGAGUUUCGGUCCCGGUGUUGCAUUCGGAGAGCUCGCGUUACUCUACAACACGAAGAGAUUACGUUCGAUAUCGUCGAAGAAGGGGGGAAAGGUAUGGGUCCUAGACAGAUCUGUGUUCCUGACUGUGAUGAUGCGAAGUGCCCAGGAUCGACUCGAGGGCAACAUGCGAUUCCUUCGGAAAGUUUCAGUCCUCCAGAAACUUCCUGAGCCCAAGGAACACGUAUUCGCGAAGAUGUCGGAUUUAAUCAAAGUUGAAUUCUUCCCAGCUGGCGCUAAAAUUCUUCGUCAAGGUGAAAAAGGUGACAAAUUCUUCAUAAUCAGCGGAGGAAAUGUUCGGAUAACGAAGGACACCGAGUACGGUGGUGAAGAAGAACUGGUGGUCCUCGGAAAGGGUCAGUACUUUGGAGAGAAAGCACUCUAUGACAAGGCUGAUAAUCGAAGACAAGCCAACGCGAUAGCGUUAGCACCUGGUGUUGAAUGUCUCACCCUAGACGGCACAACAUUUUUAAAUUAUCUCGGUGGACUUGACGAGAUAAGAAAUAAGGAUUGGGCAGCAGAGCUUGAAAAACAAAAACGCUCUUUGACACCAAAAGUCUGGACCAAUGAAUACUCCGAGGUAACACUUUACGAUUUAGAGAGUCGUGGAACAUUGGGAGUUGGAGGAUUUGGUCGAGUUGAGCUCGUAACCUUGAGAUCUGAUACUGAGAAGAGUUUUGCACUCAAGAAACUGAAGAAGAAAACGAUGGUUGAUCAGCAACAGCAGGAGCACGUCCUCAAUGAGAAGUGCAUCAUGCAGGCUUGUGAUUCUGCAUUCAUCUGCAAACUCUACCAAACUUUCAAAGACGCCAAGUACGUCUACUUCCUCAUGGAAGUUUGUCUAGGUGGUGACGUGUGGACGACUCUCCAGAAACGUCGGUACUUCGACGACGCAACUGCCCAAUUUAUGGUGGGUUGCGUCGUUGAGGCACUGGAUCAUUUACACUCACUGAAUAUUGUUUAUCGUGAUCUCAAACCUGAAAAUCUUAUGCUAGACAGUCGUGGAUACCUGAAACUCGUGGACUUUGGGUUCAGCAAGAAAAUUGGGCCUGAUAAAACGUGGACAUUUGCGGGAACACCUGAGUAUGUUGCACCGGAAAUUAUUCUCAAUAAAGGACACGACAGAGCUGUGGAUUAUUGGGCCCUAGGGAUCCUCACACAUGAAUUGUUAGUGGGAAAGCCACCAUUCCGUGGCUCCGAUCACAUGACUACGUACAACAGAAUUCUGAAGGGAGUGGAGAUGGUUGGGAUUCCCCCGAUUGUCAAUAAAAACGCAAACAAUCUGAUUAAAAAAUUGUUACGACUGAGCCCCUCGGAGAGACUUGGCUAUCAGCGCAAUGGAAUUCAGGACAUUCGGGAUCAUAAGUGGUUCAGUAAUUUCAACUGGAAGGCAUUGCAGAAGCUCGCGUUACCCGCCCCCAUCGUACCCACAAUUCGAAGUACAACGGACGUCAGGAACUUCGAGAGAUACCCCCCGGACAGGGAAAUCCCUCCGGAUGAAUUUUCCGGUUGGGACAUGACCUUUUGAGUCUCAAUCAAUUUUUUUUCUAAUAAUUACUAAUCAUACCUAGAUCGAUAUUAACCGAUUUCCUAAAAUCUUCAUAAGUAUCACGAGAUCCUGAAGAGUUGGAACAUCAAACGAAGGCUCAUUUCAGCUCCACAAAAAUUAAUUAAUAUCAUACUAUUAAUUUUUCUGUCAAAAAUCUGACAGUUUGAAUGACAAACGAUGAUAACUUUUACUCCCCAAAAUUUCGUGGUCUUCAUGUAAAUAAAUAUAAAUACACCUUUUCGAUCCAUUUGUCGCAUCUCAACAGGUUCUCGAGAUAAUAAAAAAUAUUCUGUAUAAAAACUUCAAUUUCUAAUUUGUUAAAUUCUCCCUAUCGUUGAAUAAAUUAUUUUGUAAAUAAA
Messenger RNA from Diachasmimorpha longicaudata, 2749 nucleotides. RefSeq names its product cGMP-dependent protein kinase 1-like. Gene Ontology annotation, biological process: protein phosphorylation. The coding region runs from base 198 to 2369 and encodes 723 amino acids. The transcript has 11 exons. NCBI's taxonomy places the organism in Eukaryota, Metazoa, Arthropoda, Insecta, Hymenoptera, Braconidae. Gene Ontology annotation, molecular function: cGMP-dependent protein kinase activity; ATP binding. The record is from RefSeq and is a predicted model, not a curated record.